AAAAGUUCAUUUCGAUCGCGGCUUUCAACGUGGUCAGUUGUAUUUUAAAUUUGACGGGCAUUUCGUGCGCGCGCAAUGAAUCAAGGACCAGUUUCGUGUCUUCCAAACACAAGCAAAAUGUCUAAAGCUAAAAAAGUUUUAGAUGAAGCACGGGAGAUCCAAAAUCCCGAAAUUGAUUUGGUCGAUAAGGCCAUUUCUUCGUUUGAAGAAACACCAGGUUUACUUAGUAUGACUCACAUAACCAGACUUACCCUAAGUCACAACAAGAUUAAAUUCGUACCUCCUGCUCUGGCGAACUUAACAAACCUCGAAAUUUUAAAUUUAACCAACAACCAGAUUGAGGAAYUGCCCCUUUCAUUAUCAUCAAUGCCAAAAUUACGAAUUCUCAACUUGGCAAUUAAUCGUCUUUACAAUCUCCCUCGCGGAUUUGGCGCUUUUCCAGUCCUGGAAGUUCUUGAUCUGACUUACAACAAUUUGAAUGAGAAAUCUCUUCCUGGAAAUUUUUUUAUGAUGGAAACUUUACGAGCCUUGUAUUUGGGGGAUAACGACUUUGAGUAUCUUCCGCCUGAAGUGAAAAAUCUAAAAAACCUACAGAUUCUGGUACUUAGGGAAAACGAUUUGAUUGAGUUACCAAAAGAGUUGGGAGAGUUAACGAGACUACGUGAACUCCACGUGCAAGGGAAUCGUCUUACUAUAAUACCCCCUGAACUCGGGAAUCUCGAUAUGACGUCAAAUAAAUCCGUUUUUAGGUUUGAAGGCAAUGAAUGGGUGGCUCCAAUUGCAGAUCAGUUGCAACUAGGAGUCGGUCAUUUGAUGGAAUAUUUACGAACAGAGGCUUACAGAAUAACGUAUAAUCGCUACUGUACCAAUAAACCUCCAGUUCCACCACCUUGUGUUGAUAAGGCAAAAAAGAUAUCCCGAAUACGUUGACACUUAAAUGCCAUUUUUUACCUAUUCUGAUUAAUUUACUAAUUAACUAAAAUGGAAAAUACUGCCAUUACACUAAUUAAGUUUUUAUUUUACUUUUGUGGCCUUAGGUAAGGAAGCUUUAAGUAAAAAUAAAUUGUAUUUUACAAUUUUUACAAUAUUAAUGUUUUUAAGAACUAAAUAAAUAAAUAACCAAAU
This is a messenger RNA of Tribolium madens (black flour beetle), 1125 nucleotides long. It is a transcript of the gene ics, whose product is annotated as ras suppressor protein 1. The coding region runs from base 76 to 930 and encodes 284 amino acids. NCBI's taxonomy places the organism in Eukaryota, Metazoa, Arthropoda, Insecta, Coleoptera, Tenebrionidae. The record is from RefSeq and is a predicted model, not a curated record. Gene Ontology annotation, molecular function: protein binding. The transcript has 6 exons.